Messenger RNA from Folsomia candida, 2114 nucleotides. RefSeq lists its product as uncharacterized. Bases 122 to 1795 code for a protein of 557 amino acids. The record is from RefSeq and is a predicted model, not a curated record. The transcript is spliced from 6 exons. Lineage: Eukaryota; Metazoa; Arthropoda; Collembola; Entomobryomorpha; Isotomidae.
AGUAAAGAUCAUAUUCACCUCACAUUUGCAACUUGUAUCUCCCUCAUUGAACGUACGUGUUACAAGCAUUUGCAAAGUUUCUGUUAUUUUACAUGUUACAGAAUUUAUAACUUCAAUAAAUAUGCGAACUUUUGCCUUCGCGUACAUUUUUGUUGCAACGAUAUGGAUUUCGGCAGCGUUGAAGGUUAAGGUUGAGGACAAAAGUCUGUUCCGUGUCGUUCCACGAGAUGAAGACGAGUUGUGGUUGUUAAAGCAAUUUACAAAAUCUAAUUAUGAGGUAAUUUUGUGGAGUGGAAUUGAUCAAAUUGGAGAGCCGGUAGAAUUUCUAGCAGUUCCGACAGCGAUGGAUAAGUUUAUACAGGAUUUGAAUUCUAAGGCUAAACUUAAUAUCGGUGUGGAAUUAGUCUUCCCAUACGUGAAAAUUGAAAUGGGAACCGAACCGAUCACCAGGGAACCAGAUGCCAAUAAUUGCACCAAACUGGCCCCUAAAAAUAAUCCUGUUCCAGUUCGAAAAAUUCCUGGAACUGACUUAUUCACCGGAAUUUACUACACGGUGAAAAUGCCCCGCUUUCCAGAAGGAUUCGUUACCUGGACCGAAGCAACGAAUGACCAUGAUGCAAACUUUAUCCAAAUUGAUCUCAACCUGGGUAAUUUACGUCAUUAUCGCCCAGGGGAAAAGUGGGAUAAAGACGCCCAAUGGAUGUUCAGGCCAACCGAGGACCCCGAUUGGUUUCAGUGGGACAAUCGGGUUCUAUCCUCUCAACGGAACGCCAUCACAACCUGGAGUUAUAAGGAGGUUGGAAGCGGAAAUCACAUAAUCGCGUCCAAGAAACCGGAAGAUAUCGACAAAUUAAGUGCUGGUGGGGAGUGGAGGGUGCACGCUUUGUGGAAACCGGUCCCAGUUCCUGACAGUAAUCGAUACAGGUUAAUCAACAAAAACUUCCCCAUGGGAACGAUUACCUGGACGGAAAAGAAGUAUGGAAAUUACUCCCAUUACAUCCAAGUCGACACAAAUAUCGAGCACUGGGAACAUUACAGGACCGGAGAGAAAUGGGAUUCGGACUCUCAAUUCGAAUUUAUCCAAGCAGAAGAGAUUGUUCUAUCGGCAGCAAUUUCUAAUUUUUCAUUCUCCCCGAGUUACGUGGAUUAUAUAAGAGACGAGUAUGCCGUGAUGGUCAAUUACACGUUGAACAAUCCCUCCUCUGUAGAAUACAGUCAUACCGUCGAGCAAAAUUUCGAACGGCUGGUCAACGUUUCGUACAAAUUUGAAAUAGAUUCAGAUUUUAAAGUUCGCCUGGAAAACGUUACUAUUGAUAACGGUCUCCCGUCAUUAUUUGGGGAAGGAAAUGUCUCGGAAACAUUUAAGUUGGACGAACAACCAGUCGACCAUAUGAAUGUGGAUAUCGUUUCGUUCGUCGUACUAAAGGCAUCAAAACCUAUUACAAUUCCGAAACACUCAUCCAUUCGCGUUUCUUCAUAUCCUGAGUGGCUCAGCCAACUCGAAACUUCCUUCAACUCGACAAUGCAAAUUAUUGGCAAGUCGACUACUGGGGCGGCGCUAAGUGGGCUAUUUAUCAGGGAUCAUUUAAUAAAAUUAGAACAGUGGUCAGAGUCCUGGGGGGUGGAAGAGUAUGGCGUGUCGAUUCGAAUGGAAGGCGUGUUUAAAGGGAAUUUCACGGUAAAGGGAGCGAUUUCAGUGGGGCAGGCAAAACCGAGAUGGAAUAAUCUAGUAAAGGUGGACACUUGUUUAGAGAAUAAUUUUGAAGAAAACACAAAUUCUCCCGAAAUGGCAUAAUAAUAAACAUAUCUACAUAUAUCAUGUAUGUAUGUAGUGAUGCAAAUAAACAAUGGUUCAAUUUUCGGUAAUUUUAAUUGUUUAAAUGAUUAAACAUUAAACAUACCAACUUUACCUACCUAAACAAACAAUGAGAACUUUUAUACAUGUAGUAAAUAUAUACAUAUAUUUUACAAUGUACAGAAUAAAAUAGAGAAAUGUGUACAUAAAUCUUAUGAUUACGUGAUCCAAAGAGGUCUUGUUAGAAUGUUAGCAGUACCAUAAUUUUGUUAAAAUCUUGCAUUAAAAACUCCUCAAGACUCUGUGUCUAAGAAAAUGA